Molecule: messenger RNA, 6874 nt
Organism: Fukomys damarensis (Damara mole-rat)
Lineage: Eukaryota; Metazoa; Chordata; Mammalia; Rodentia; Bathyergidae
Gene: Neo1
Product: neogenin 1
Exons: 29
Coding region: 1-4440 (1479 amino acids)
Biological process (GO): cell-cell adhesion
Cellular component (GO): membrane
Molecular function (GO): protein binding
Source: RefSeq, a predicted model, not a curated record
AUGAAAGGAGGCAGCCCCUUGGCUUUCUGCUCCCUGCAGGGCAGUGUGGGUCCUUACUGGGUCAUCUGGGCACCAGGAGAGGAGCAGCCUAAGAAGUCCCCAAGACAGAUAGCAGUUGCAGGCCUAGGUGCCAGUGUUCGGACAUUCACUCCAUUUUAUUUUCUGGUGGAGCCAGUGGAUACACUCUCGAUUAGAGGCUCUUCUGUUGUAUUAAACUGUUCAGCAUAUUCUGAACCUUCUCCAAAAAUUGAAUGGAAAAAGGAUGGAACUUUUUUAAACUUAAUAUCAGAUGAUCGACGACAGCUUCUCCCAGAUGGAUCUUUAUUUAUUAGCAAUGUGGUGCAUUCCAAACACAAUAAACCUGAUGAAGGUUACUAUCAGUGUGUGGCCACUGUUGAUAGUCUUGGAACUAUUGUUAGUAGAACGGCCAAGCUCACAGUAGCGGGUCUUCCAAGAUUUACCAGCCAGCCAGAACCUUCCUCUGUGUAUGCUGGGAAUAAUGCAGUUCUAAAUUGUGAAGUUAAUGCAGACUUGGUCCCAUUUGUCAGGUGGGAACAGAACAGACAGCCUCUUCUUCUGGAUGAUAGAAUUAUCAAGCUUCCAAGUGGGACACUGGUGAUCAGCAAUACGACUGAAAGAGAUGGGGGAUUGUAUCGCUGCAUAGUUGAAAGUGGUGGGCCUCCAAAGUAUAGUGAUGAAGCUGAAUUGAAGGUUCUUUCAGAUUCAGAGGAAACACCAAACUUAGUAUUUUUGAAACAACCUUCUUCCUUAGUCAGAGUCAUUGGUCAGAGUGCAGUGUUGCCAUGUGUUGCUUCAGGACUUCCUGCUCCAGCCAUUAGAUGGAUGAAAAAUGAGGAGGUGCUCAACAUAGAAAGCUCUGAAAGAUUGGUCUUGCUGGCAGGUGGUAGCCUGGAGAUCAGUGAUAUCAUUGAGGAUGAUGUGGGAACUUAUUUUUGUAUAGCUGAUAAUGGAAAUGAAACAAUUGAAACUCAAGCAGAGCUUACAGUACAAGCUCAGCCUGAAUUCCUGAAACAACCUGCUAAUAUAUAUGCUCAUGAAUCCAUGGAUAUUAUAUUUGAAUGUGAAGUGACUGGGAAGCCAACUCCAACUGUGAAGUGGGUCAAGAAUGGGGAUAUGGUUAUUCCAAGUGAUUACUUUAAGAUUGUAAAGGAACAUAAUCUUCAAGUUUUGGGUCUGGUGAAGUCAGAUGAAGGGUUCUAUCAGUGUAUUGCUGAGAAUGACGUUGGAAAUGUGCAAGCUGGAGCCCAGCUGAUAAUCCUUGAACAUGAUGUUGCCAUCCCAACAUUACCUCCCACUUCACUGACCAGUGCCACUACUGACCAUCUAGCACCAGCCACAGCGGGACCACUGCCUUCAGCACCUCGAGAUGUUGUGGCCUCCCUCGUUUCUACUCGCUUCAUCAAACUGACGUGGCGGACACCUGCAUCUGAUCCUCAUGGGGACAACCUCACCUACUCUGUGUUCUACACCAAGGAAGGCACUGCUAGGGAGCGUGUUGAGAAUACUAGUCGCCCAGGAGAGAUGCAGGUAACCAUUCAAAACCUAAUGCCAGCAACCGUGUACAUCUUCAGAGUUGUGGCUCAAAAUAAGCAUGGCUCCGGAGAGAAUUCUGCUCCAUUACGAGUAGAAACACAGCCUGAGGUUCAGCUCCCUGGCCCUGCACCUAAUAUCCGGGCUUAUGCAACGUCACCUACUUCCAUCACUGUCACAUGGGAAACACCAGUAUCUGGCAAUGGGGAAAUUCAGAAUUACAAAUUGUACUACAUGGAAAAAGGGACUGACAUUGAGCAGGAUGUUGAUGUUUCAAGUCAUUCUUACACCAUGCAUGGUUUGAAAAAAUACACAGAGUAUAGUUUCCGAGUGGUGGCCUACAAUAAACAUGGUCCUGGAGUCUCCACACAGGAUGUUGCUGUUCGCACAUUAUCAGAUGUUCCCAGUGCUGCUCCUCAGAAUCUGUCAUUAGAAGUGAGAAAUUCAAAGAGUAUCAUGAUUCACUGGCAGCCACCUUCUCAAGCCACACAAAAUGGGCCAAUUACUGGCUACAAGAUUCGCUACAGAAAGGCCUCCCGAAAAAGUGAUGUUACUGAGACCUUGGUAACUGGGACACAGCUCUCUCAGCUAAUUGAAGGUCUUGAUCGGGGGACUGAAUAUAAUUUCCGAGUGGCUGCUCUAACAGUCAAUGGUACAGGCCCAGCAACUGACUGGCUGUCUGCUGAAACUUUUGAAAGUGACUUAGAUGAAACUCGUGUACCUGAGGUACCAAGCUCUCUUCAUGUUCGCCCACUUGUCACUAGCAUUGUAGUAAGCUGGACUCCGCCAGAAAAUCAAAACGUUGUGGUGAGAGGUUAUGCCAUUGGUUAUGGCAUUGGUAGUCCUCAUGCUCAGACUAUCAAAGUGGACUAUAAACAACGCUAUUAUACCAUCGAAAAUCUGGAUCCAAGUUCUCACUAUGUGAUAACCCUGAAAGCAUUUAACAAUGUGGGUGAAGGCAUCCCCCUAUAUGAGAGUGCCGUGACCAGGCCACACACAGACACUUCUGAAGUUGAUUUAUUUGUUAUUAAUGCUCCAUACACUCCAGUGCCAGAUCCCACUCCCAUGAUGCCACCAGUGGGAGUUCAGGCUUCCAUUCUGAGUCAUGACACCAUAAGGAUCACAUGGGCAGACAACUCCCUGCCCAAACACCAGAAGAUUACAGACUCCCGGUACUACACAGUCCGAUGGAAAACCAACAUCCCGGCAAACACCAAGUACAAGAAUGCAAAUGCAACAACAUUAAGUUAUUUGGUGACUGGUUUAAAACCAAACACACUCUAUGAAUUCUCUGUGAUGGUGACCAAAGGCCGAAGAUCAAGCACAUGGAGUAUGACAGCACAUGGGACCACCUUUGAAUUGGUUCCUACUUCUCCACCUAAGGAUGUGACAGUUGUAAGUAAAGAGGGAAAACCUAGGACCAUAAUUGUGAAUUGGCAGCCUCCCUCUGAAGCCAAUGGCAAAAUUACAGGCUACAUCAUAUAUUACAGUACAGAUGUGAAUGCAGAGAUACAUGACUGGGUUAUUGAGCCUGUGGUGGGAAACAGACUGACUCACCAGAUUCAAGAGCUAACGCUUGAUACUCCAUAUUACUUCAAAAUCCAGGCCCGGAACUCAAAGGGUAUGGGGCCCAUGUCUGAAGCUGUGCAAUUCAGAACACCUAAAGCGGACUCCUCUGAUAAAAUGCCUAAUGACCAAGCCUCAGGGUCUGCAGGAAAAGGAAGCCGACUGCCAGACCUAGGACAUGACUACAAACCUCCCAUGAGUGGCAGCAACAGCCCCCAUGGGAGCCCCUCUCCUCUAGACAGCAAUAUCCUGCUGGUCAUCAUUGUUUCUGUUGGCGUCAUCACCAUUGUGGUGGUCGUAAUCAUUGCUGUCUUUUGUACCCGGCGUACCACCUCUCACCAGAAAAAGAAACGAGCUGCCUGCAAAUCAGUGAAUGGCUCCCACAAAUAUAAAGGGAACUCCAAAGAUGUCAAACCUCCAGAUCUCUGGAUCCAUCAUGAGAGACUAGAGCUGAAACCCAUUGACAAGUCUCCUGACCCAAACCCCAUUAUGACUGAUACUCCCAUUCCUCGCAACUCUCAAGACAUCACGCCAGUGGACAAUUCCAUGGACAGCAAUAUCCAUCAAAGGCGGAACUCAUACAGAGGACAUGAAUCAGAGGACAGCAUGUCUACACUGGCUGGAAGGCGGGGGAUGAGACCAAAAAUGAUGAUGCCCUUUGACUCUCAGCCACCCCAGCCUGUGAUUAGUGCCCAUCCCAUCCAUUCCCUCGAUAACCCUCACCAUCAUUUCCACUCCAGCAGCCUCGCUUCUCCAGCUCGCAGUCAUCUCUACCACCCGGGCAGCCCAUGGCCCAUUGGCACAUCCAUGUCCCUUUCAGACAGGGCCAAUUCCACAGAAUCCAUUCGAAAUACCCCCAGCACUGACACCAUGCCAGCCUCCUCAUCUCAAACAUGCUGUACUGACCAUCAGGAUCCUGAAGGUGCUACCAGCUCCUCCUACUUGGCCAGCUCCCAAGAGGAAGAUGUGGGCCAGAGUCUUCCCACAGCCCACGUUCGCCCUUCGCACCCAUUAAAGAGCUUCGCGGUGCCAGCAAUCCCGCCCCCCGGACCUCCCACUUAUGAUCCUGCGCUGCCAAGCACACCGUUACUAUCCCAGCAAGCUCUGAACCAUCACCUUCACUCAGUGAAGACAGCCUCCAUCGGGACUUUAGGAAGGAGCCGGCCUCCUAUGCCAGUGGUUGUUCCCAGUGCCCCUGAAGUGCAGGAGACCACGAGGAUGCUGGAAGACUCUGAGAGUAGUUAUGAACCAGAUGAGCUGACCAAAGAGAUGGCCCACCUGGAAGGACUAAUGAAGGACCUAAAUGCCAUCACAACAGCAUGACGACCUUCACCAAGACACAGCUCCAAGCCUGAGUCUACAAGUCUUGGAACUUAGCCUUGAAAGCAAGGAAUUGUACAGAGUAUGAGAGGACAGCAUUUGAGAACACAGUGAGCCAGCAAACCAGCCAGCACCUCUGCGUGAGGCUGACUCCAGGCACAGCCACCUGCCUUCUGGUCAGCCUGGAAGACGCCUGUGUCGAGGCCGCUUCCCUUUGCCUGCUGAUAGCCUGCAGGACUGGGCAUCAUGGGCCAAAAUUCUGUGUCCAGGAAAGAGGCGAGAAGUGCAACCUGCGUUUCACUUUGUUGUCAGGCUGUGUCUUUGUGCUGCGACUGCAUCACCUUUAUGGAGUAUAGACAUUGGCAUUUAUGUACAAUUUUAUUUGUGUCCUAUUUUAUUUUACCCUAAAAAAAAAACAACAAAAAAAAAACUAUCAAAAACCAAGGAAGUCCAUGGUGUUCUCCACAAGUGGUUGACAUUUGGCUGCUUGUUCUAAACGCAUAUGGAAAGUCAUUGACAGUGUGGGUUGUUCCAGAGGUUGGCUUGUUUUUGGUUUUGUUUUUAUGUUUAAUUCUGAGAUGUUGCAUCCUCUACCAGCUGUUAAUCCAUCACUUUGAGGGGGAGGAAAUACUGCGUUGCUGUUUGUAAGCUUUUUUUAUUAUUUUUUUAUUAUAAUUAUUAAAGGCCUGACUUUCUCCUCUCAUCACUGUGAGAUUACAGAUCUAUUUGAAUGAAAUGUAACGUUGAAAAGACUUGUUUGUUGCUUUCUGUGCAGAUUCAGUAUUGGGGUGGGGGUUGGGGGUUGGGAAAAGGAAACGGAGGGGCUGCUGAGGUCCUGUGAAUGUUUCAGUCAUUGUACUUUCUUCCAGAAGCCUGCAGAGAAUGGAAGCAUCUUUAUUGUCCUUUCCUGGCAUGUCCAUCUUAAUUGUCACUGCAUUGUGACUGGAGUUCCGUUUGAGUCUGGUUAAAAAUUCUUCUGUGCAAUAGGUGGGUUUGAGGAUGUAGCCCCCUGAGUCCUGGUCAUAUCCUGAUAGUAAUGUCUGUUCUGAGGACCCUGGGCUGUGUUUCUAGUUGCAGGAGGAUGCUGAGUACAGCACGAGCCUGGCUCUGUUCCUGGAAGUCAGAAAGCACACUCUUCCUUGCUGCUGGCAGUCAUUGCCUUUGGGGAGGUGGGAGAUCCAGUAAGGAGCUUUGUGUCCUCGGGCAGGCUGGCUCUCACUUCCACAUUGCAGAGUCCCGUCAGAAGAAGCAUAUGAAAGAUGAGGCAAGGUGGGGGCUAUAGCACCCAUGAGGCUUCCCCACAUAUUUCUGAACAUAGUUCUUCAAGUGUCAGGGGACAGGCAGCAGAGGGCCUGCAGAGGCAGCUGCCCCUCCCUCCCACAGCUCAGUCAAACCCCAGGUAGAAUGAGGCAGCAAGAAGUUUGAGGUAUGCUGAGGGCUCAGCCACACACAACAAGCCCUUGCCUUUGCAGAGUUCUUGUGGGUUUUUGUUUUGUUCUAUUUUGUUUUGAAAAGGUAAGGAGCUAAGAUGUAUGAUUGUUUUUUUAUUUUUAAUAUUAAGACAAUGUAUUGAAAAAUAAAAGAUUGACCCUCAAGUGUCCUACUCCCCAGGAGACAGUGUGGGGCAGUGAAGAGAUAAAAGGGUCUGGGUUCUUAGCUAACCAGCAGGUGUUCCCACCUACUUGUCCAUGUGUGCCCCCCACUCCUUCGCAGGUCCCCCCGCAGGCUGUGGGCAGGCCAUCGGCCUCUGAACAUGAGUCAUUUGCCCCUCCUUGUGUCUUAGCACACAUUUGCUGUUCUGCAAGAUGGACGCUUGCAUUGACGAUUGGGGGGCAACAAAAAGUGCAGUGUUAGAACUGCUGCCAUGCUAGCCGGUUGCACCAUGGUGCCAGGCAGGGUUCUGGAAACCCUGUGCAUAUCAUCUGAUCCUAAAAAGCAGUCAAAGCAUCUUGGCCAGCAGGAGGGCUAGAAACUGUCUUCCCUUUUGCCCAAAGAACAUGCUCGGUAUUUAGGGCAUUCCUCCGGGAACCCCGACACUUCUGUUACCUCAGGGCCUUGGUACCUGGAUACUGCCGCAGAAUUGGGGUGGGUUAGGGGAGGGACCUAUUUUUAAAUAAAAAGACUAUUCAAAGUUGGGAUUUUUUAAAAAUUAAGAAAAGGGAAAGCUAUUCUGUAUUGCACCUUUUCACAGUUUAAUACAUUUUCCUGUGAUUUUUGAAACUAAACCAUUGUGUGUCGUGUUAUGUCCUAGUUGAGCUGUUGCUCAGCAGCUUCCUUCGGGAAGAUAUGGAACAACUGUGUCUGUUGCCUUGUUGCCUGCUGGAGGGGGCCUGGAGGACUGCUGGGACUGGGUUCUGUACACACUUGUUGGGCCUUUGCUGUAGUUGAUGCUGUAAACUCUAUGGCUUUUUAAAAAUCAUGUUUUUAUUUAGUAUUG